Messenger RNA from Ostrinia furnacalis (Asian corn borer), 1755 nucleotides. RefSeq names its product major facilitator superfamily domain-containing protein rtet (gene rtet). The transcript has 8 exons. Gene Ontology annotation, biological process: transmembrane transport. The coding region runs from base 169 to 1629 and encodes 486 amino acids. The record is from RefSeq and is a predicted model, not a curated record. Lineage: Eukaryota; Metazoa; Arthropoda; Insecta; Lepidoptera; Crambidae. Gene Ontology annotation, cellular component: brush border membrane. Gene Ontology annotation, molecular function: transmembrane transporter activity.
UAUUGUGUGUUGUGUGGUGUCAUGUCAUUUUGGAGUCGUGACGAAAAGUGAAAGUUUCGAAAUAUUGCUAGAUAGUUUCAAUUAUUUUUAACAUAAUUUUGGUGCCGCAUGGAUUGUUUUAAUCAUAAAAUUUAAUGUGGUCAAAACGCGUGCUGAUAGGAUCGAAAAAUGGCUCAUCAAGAAACCAAUGGGAUAUUAAAAAACAGAAAGGAGAAUGUUUAUCUUGAUAAAACAGACUUGAAAACUCAGGAUGAGACUAAAAAAAGUGAUGCUAAAGACACGUCUACGAACAGCCGGAUAAUCGCACUUGUGUUUUUAUCCUUAUUACUGGACUUGCUGGCGUUCACAAUGAUUUUGCCGCUGUUGCCGUCUUUGAUGGAUUAUUAUGAUAAAGAAGAAGGUCAUGGAAAUAGCUUAUAUUCGUCGCUUCUUCGAGCGGUGCAGGGUUUUCAAAGGCUGACUGGAGCUCCCGACCGCUUUGCUUCCGUUCUGUUUGGAGGCGCCUUAGGAUCUUUGUACAGUUUUCUACAAUUUCUAACUAGCCCUAUUGUGGGAAGUUUGUCAGAUGCAUAUGGUAGAAAGCCUAUGUUGUUGAUAUGUUUGACAGGCAUAGCUUUGUCCCAUGGGCUAUGGAGCAGAGCAAGUACAUUCAGUUUAUUUGUAUUGGCCCGUAUAAUCGGAGGUCUAAGCAAAGCCAAUGUGAGUCUGAGCAUGGCCAUAGUCACUGAUGCCUCAAAUGAAAAGACCAGAGCCAGAGGAAUGGCUCUUAUAGGUCUGGCAUUCUCUGUAGGGUUCAUUUUGGGCCCACUGGCCGGCGCUUGGUUCUCGAAAACAAGAGACGGGUCUUCCGGACCGUGGGGAGAGCGCCCCGCGUAUUACGCCUUGGGUUUGUCCCUGGCCAAUGUCGCGCUAGUCUCGUUUUGCAUACCUGAGACAUUAUCAAAAACUUUAUUUUUCCAGCAAAAAAGAGCACCUCUCUCAUUCACACUUUCUAAAACUGUGGACUAUGUAUCCCCAUGGCAUCUAUUAAAGUUUACGGCAGUCAAAAACCUAUCGCAACAUCAAAACAAAGUUCUGAACAAAUUGGGGCUCAUCUACUUCUUUUACUUGUUUCUUUAUUCGGGACUCGAGUUCACCAUAACAUUCCUAACUCACCAUACAUUUGGGUAUACUGCUAUGCAACAAGGGAAAAUGUUUUUAGUUAUAGGGGUCAUAAUGGCAUUGCUGCAAGGCGGAGCGGCCCGCAGGUUGGGGGCCGCUGGCGCCGAGAAGGCAGCGCGGGCCGCUUUAGCGCUGACUCCGCCCUCUUUCCUAUGCGUGGCGUUCGCGGCGCUCCCUAAGCCGCCAUUGCUAGCACCUGUCACCUGGCUGUGGCUGGGGCUUGUGCUGUUCGCGAUAUCCACGGCAUUCGCGGUAUCGUGCAUGACAUCAAUGGCGGCGGGGCAGGCGCCGGCAGAAGCGCGCGGCGCGGUGCUGGGCAGCCUGCGGUCACUUGGAGCGCUGGCCCGCGCCGCCGGACCCCUUAUUGCGGCCGCAGUGUACUGGUGUUCGGGAGCCGCUACCACUUAUACAAUAGGAUCAAUAAUUUUAAUCAUUCCAGCUGUGAUGAUCUUCAGACUGAAAACUUAAUAGCAGUUUACUGCAGUACCUCUUGCCAAGCAAUAAUUACAUUUAAGAAGUAUUCCAUUAUUUAUUGUUGUUUACAACUAUUUUCUAUCUUUUGUUAAUUUAUACGUAUUUUUUAAUUUUUAUUGA